UGGAGGCGGGGCUGGAUGGAGCGCAUCUCUGCACCCACGGCUCCUCCAGUCCCUGAAAAUCCCUCCCUGUUCCAAAGCGGUCGCGCGCUCCGGCCUCGCCAUGCUCCUGCUUCUGGGACUGUGCCUGGGGUUGCCGCUCUUCUCGGAGUCCCAGGAAGACGCACGGAGGUGGAAUGACAUCUCGGAGCAAGUGGCACUCAGGGUCCCCAGGCAACCCAGGCUGUUGCAAAGGCUGAAAACCAAGCCCUUGAUGGCAGAGUUCUCGGUGAAGUCUACCAUCAUUUCUCGCUAUGCCUUCACCACAGUUUCCUGCAGAAUGCUCAACAGAGCUUCCGAAGACCAGGAUGCCGAGUUCCAGAUGCAGAUUCCAGAAUCGGCUUUCAUUACCAACUUCACCAUGCUUAUAGGAGACAAUGUCUAUCAGAGUGAAAUUACAGAGAAAGAAAAGAAAAGCACUAAUAGGAUAAAAGAAAAAAGAAACAAAACCACAGAUGAUAAUGAGGAGAAGGGGACUGACGUCGUCAGAGCCUCUUUGGUGAUUCCCAGCAAGGACAAGGCUGCCUUCCUCCUCAGUUAUGAAGAGCUCCUGCAGAGGAGGCUGGGCAAGUAUGAGCACACCAUCAGCGUGCGCCCCCAGCAGCUGGUGGGAAGGCUAACGGUGGAGGUGAACAUUCUGGAAAGGUCGGGCCUCACAUCCUUGGAAGUGCUGCCUCUUCACAACAGCAGGAAAAGGGGCAGCGGGAAGGCAGAAGGCGAUUUGGGUCCUCCUCCUUCUACUGUGGUCAACCAAAAUGAAACUUUUGCCAAAGUUAUUUUUAAGCCUACCGUCGUCCAACAAGCUAAGAUUGCCCAGAAUGGAAUUUUGGGAGAUUUCAUCAUUCGAUAUGAUGUCAAGAGAGAACAGAACAUUGGUGACAUCCAGGUUCUAAAUGGUUACUUCGUGCAUUACUUUGCUCCUAAAAACCUCCCUCCUUUACCCAAGAAUGUGAUUUUCGUGCUUGACAUCAGUGCCUCCAUGGUGGGAGCGAAACUCCAGCAGACCAGGGAAGCGCUUGUCACAAUUCUCAACGACCUCCGACCCCAGGAUCGUUUCAAUAUCAUUGGGUUCUCCAACCGGAUUAAAAUGUGGAAGGACCGCUUGGUACCCGUGACUCCUGAGAACAUCAGGAAUGGCAAGCUCUACAUGUACCACCUGUCACCCACUGGAGGCACAGACAUCAAUGGGGCCCUUCAGACCGCCAUCAGGCUGCUCAACAACUAUGUGGCCCAGAAUGACAUUGAAGAUCGGAGUGUGUCCCUCAUCAUCUUCCUCACGGAUGGGAAACCCACCUUUGGGGAGACCAGUACCCCCAAGAUUCUCAGCAAUACCAAGGAAGCCGCUGGAGGUCAGAUCUGCAUCUUCACUGUGGGCAUCGGCAAUGAUGUGGACUUCAAACUGCUAGAGAAACUUUCUCUGGAGAACUGCGGCCUCACGCGGCGUGUUCUGGAGGAGGAGGAGGCAGGAGCCCAGCUCAUCGGGUUCUACGAUGAAAUCCGGACCCCGCUUCUCUCUGACAUCCGCAUAGAUUAUCCUCCUGACGUGGUGGAGCGUGCCACCAAGACCGUGUUCCCCAACUACUUCAAUGGCUCUGAGAUUGUCAUUGCCGGGAAGAUGGUAGACAGGAAGUUUGAUCAGCUGCAUGUGGAGAUCACUGCCAGCAACAGUAAGAAAUUUGUCAUCCUCAAAAAAGACAUCCCCGUGGACUCCCAGAAGCUGGGCAAUGAUGUCUCCACCGGCCCCGGCUCUGCCAGUGGUAGUGGGGAGGACCCCAACCACAUAGAGCGUCUUUGGAGCUACCUCACCGUGAAGGAGCUGCUGAGCUCCUGGCUGCAGAGCAACAGCGAGCGCGAGAAGGAGCAGCUGAGGCAGAAGGCCCAGGCUUUAGCCUUGAACUACCACUUCCUCACCCCUUUCACCUCCAUGAAGCUGAAGAAGCCAGGGCUGCACACAGGCCGUCUGGAGGACACCCUUGGCAUGUCUGCGGCCACCGGACCUGAGACAGUGGUGCAGAGCCUCCGAGGGGCCGACAGGCAGCCAGGACCUGCUCUCAAGAAACCAUACGAGCCAAGAAUUAAAAUCUCUAAAACAUCAGUGGAUGGCGAUCCCCAUUUUGUUGUGGAUUUCCCCUUGAGCAAGCUCACUGUCUGCUUUAACAUUGAUGGAGAGCCUGGGGACAUCCUACGGCUGGUCUCUGAUCACCUGGACUCUGGUGUGACUGUGAAUGGAGAGCUUAUUGGGGCCCCAGCACCUCCGAAUGGCCACAAGAAACAACGCACAUACUUCCGCACCAUCACCAUCCUCAUCAACCGUCCUGAGAGAUCUUACCUUGAGAUCACACCGAACAGGGUCAUCCUGGAUGGCGGAGAGAGGCUGGUCCUCCCCUGCAACCAAAGUGUGGUGGUAGGGAGUCGAGGACUGGAGGUGUCGGUAUCUGCCAACGCCAAUGUCACUGUCACCAUCCAGGGCACCAUUGCCUUUGUCAUCCUCGUUCACCUCUACAAAAAGCCAGCACCCUUCCAGAGAAACCACCUGGGCUUCUACAUCGCCAACAGCAAAGGCCUGUCCAACAAUUGCCACGGGCUGUUAGGUCAGUUCCUGAACCAGGAUGCCAAACUCAUAGAAGCUCCUGCAGUGUACGGCAAGAAUCUUAGUCAUCAGCCAUUUCCUCAGACAAAAGAGACUCCUGAGGCUAUCCUAAAGGUGAAAGGACGCCGAGUUCCGGUUGUCUGGAAACAAAGGAAGAUUUACAAUGGGCAAGAGCAGGUAGACUGCUGGUUUGACAGAAACAAUGCUGCCAAACUGAUUGACGGGGUGUAUAAGGACUACCUGGCAUCUCAUCCAUUUGACACAGAGAACAUGCUGGGCCUGAGCAUGUCCAGGAGAGCUGAGACUGGCCGCUUUCAUGAGGAAAGUGUCUGAAAGGGAAGGGACAUUGAGUGUACUCUGGAUGCCGCUCUUCCUGUGACCUGCGCAUGCCUUGGAUCAUGCUAUGAUCUGUGCUGUGUAGCCUGCCCCCUGGUGGAGUGGAGAUCCAAUGUCUGCUAGAGUGAAAAAUAGUACAUCCUACCUACUUCCUUUUCCUACUUUCCUCAUCCAAUCUAUACUAGACAACUAUGGUAGCACAAAGAGGAGAGCAGAUGUAAUUGAGUCAAAUUGUGUAGCACCUGGCUUGUCCAUCUCUUGGUCUAGUGUAAAAUAACCCUUUCUGAGGAAGCAAGGUUGACAUGGAUUUUUUUUUCUCUGUAACAGUGUCCAAGUUUGGACACUCUGCUUUUUGCCGUAUAUUCAUGCUUAAGAAUCUCUCUUUUCAGCUGCUUUAUCCAGAUGGUGCUCCCAACCUCUUCUUCCAAGGUCAUUUACAUUGAGGCCAGGCCAGCAAGCAUGCAAAUAGUCCAUACAACUUAGCUCAAAAAACUUGUCUUUUCUUAGCAGAAGAUUCUUUUUCUGCUGUGGAAUCUUGCCCUAUCAAUAUCCCAGAUGCCGAUCUCGUCCUGAUUGGCUUUGCAGGUCACUUGGCCUGGCUGGUGGGUGUUUUCCAAUUUAUUCCAAUAAGCUAAGUAAUUUUAAUAAAUAGGAAAACUCCUGGUGGACAGUCUUCACUGGCCUGUCUUGGUGCUGGAGAGCCAGCUGAUUGGAAGAUAAAUAUUCUACUCAGAGCAGUUCAGCUUUUGCUGUAGUUCCAACACUUUUUGGUUUUGCCUUCGGCUGUCCAGGAAAUAAUAACUUAUAUGAGAACAGUGCUGGCAUGAGAGACAGACCCAGCCUAGAGUAAGCCACUCAGCCUACCUGUGGGAAGAAUCAACUUCUACAUUCUCAGAAAGAAGUGGAUACAUGCCUGAAAACAUGGCCGCUGCACCGUGAACUAGUCACAGCGGUGGUUACCUGCAGGAGUCAGGGCCUGACAAUAUUCUAUCUGGGCCGGGGGAGGGAUCAUGAGGCCCUACCCGCCGCCAAAAAGUUACUGGCGGUUAUAGGUCACUGAAGAAGGGGCUUUCAUUUCAUCUCCCUCAGUUGGACAGCCACUGCUAAGUUGCCCUUGCUCAAGGAAAUUACCCCCAAUGUACAGAAAGUGAUCCUAAUUGAAUGUGGUGACUCAUAUACCCAUAAGAAACACAAAAGUAGGAGGGGAACUUUUUGAGACAAAGGAAACCAUAAAAGAAGCUCAUGGGACAUGGGGAAGUAUGAUCCAAGUACAUUGGAGCUGUGCAUGAAUUUGUGAAUGAAUAAACUAAAUAAAAAAAAAAUCUAAGAGGAGAUCCACACAUCUCAGAUGGGCACAAGCUAGGAGCAUGAGUUUUAUUUCUAGUGCUUGGUAGAUGAAGCUACUAAGGAAACGGUUGCAAUCAGAGGAGGCUUCUAGAGAUUGGUAAACAUAACCUUAUCGUGACCAUGCUCCAUCAGGCUCCAUCUCAUCCGAGAGCAAGGUAGAUGCCGGAGAACAUGGAGCCUCCCUCUUCACACUUGGUGCCUUUCAUUGCUGUGUUUGUGUGAGAGGCCUGCUUGGAAACAGAUGAACAGGAAGUGAUGGGAGUGAACAACAGAGAAAGGGGGAAAAUGUGCUUGGGGAAAACAAGAGUAUUUUGAUGUGGACCAGAGAGAGGGGCUUCUGUGCUGUUCCCGCUUAAGGUUUCUUCUAUCGGGCACCAGGCCAAGAAACUCUCUACAGAGAAGCAGGAAGGCUUCUUAGCACUUGGAGAGAAAUCAGCAUCAAGAAAAUUGUUUUCCUUCCUGUGGGAAGCAUUUGAGCAGCACAAUGACAUCCACAUGUUUCUGUCUGACCUAGCAACCUCAAGAGCCAGUUAGGGCUGCGUGAGUCUCUUUCUCUCUGGUUCAUGAACCCACCAGGCCACAGCUGGUCAGCUGUGCUAUUUAUCUGACUCCCCGUGUUUCCAGACUCAUCUGUCCAUUUCCACGCCAGGAGAGCAAAGAUGAGCAACCCGUAUGGCUGCCACAUGUUUCUGUCUUUUCAGGCUAAGAGAAAGGACAAUGUCAGGCAGGCCUUACCAGUCCUGGUCCCAUGGCGUGUUCCACGUCUUCCUAUUGCAUGAAUCCCAGCUGCAGAGGCAGCUCUGGAGCUGCAGGGGUGUGGGGCAGCCACCAGCCCACUGGGUUGCACUCAGAUGAUAUGGGUGUGGUUCGAGGUGCUGGCUUCACCGCCAACAGAAAGAAAUCACUAAGCAAGAGCAUCUCAGAGCAGAGGCACAUGGAGGAUGCCAGAGAGAUGUCCGUGACUUGCUCUCCUUUCUGGCAAAGAUAUCAACUUAAAAGGGAGCAAAGAGAUUUUAGUUAGAAGUCCCUUUUAUCUUUACACAGAUAUUCCACAAAUGUAGUACAUGCUUGUGCUCUCUCACUCUCUCUCGCUCUGUGUGUGUGUGUGUGUGUUUAAAGCAUUCGCUAUUUAGUGAUCUAAAUUAUCUGAUAUAGCUGGAAAGGCCUUUUUGGGCAUCCCAAACCACACACCGACACUAAAGUUUUCCUUUGACUGGGCAUGUGUCGUGGAUAGAAAGCGCAAGUGACUGCAAAGGAGAAGACUGUAUUUUCAAAUGGGUAAAUGGAGGCAACUGAGUCACUUUCUCCAAAUCAUAUUUAAGACUUAGAGUAGGAGAGAGCUGGACCUGCAGAUCACAUGAUAGAUUCGCCUCCUGGUCAACCAUUUCUUUUCCUCAAGAGUUUUGUAAAAGAUGAAGUGGGAGGUUACUAAAUAAGUAAUUGGCUGGGCUGAGAAGAAAAAAAAAACAUUGAAGUUAAAAUGGGAUAAAUCAAAUUGUUAUUGCAAUAGCUUAUGCUAAUGAGUCAGUGAACUGGUUUGUUGAGCAAAUUGUUUCUCUGGCUUCCAGUUUCCUCUUUUCUCCUUUUCUAUUCUUUUCUUUUUAAUGAAGAAAGACAUAGAAAUGUGUCAUUUUAAAGAGAUUUCUCAUUAAAGUUUCAUAUAAAAUUAUCCAAAUACCCCCUUCCUACCUAUCCUGUGUGUUUUAUCUUCUUCCAUUCAACCUUUCCAUGAUCUACCACGUCAAGCUGGAGGCUGCGGAAAUCUGGCAAGAUGAAGUAUACUGACAUCCCCUGCAGGCCCAGAAGUCACACUGAGGAUACAGGGAGCUGGGAACUGGGGGCAACCGCUCAUGGUUCUUGUCAGGAGUCACAGCUAAUAUUUACCUGGCAUUCAGGAGGCAGAGGCAGGCAGAUCUGUAAGUUCAAGGCCAGACUGGUCUACAUAGUGAAUUCCAGGAAAGCUGUGGCUAUGAAGAGAGGGCAAUGUUGAGACCCUGUCUCAAAAAACCCAGUGUGUGUGUGUGUGUGUGUGUGUGUGUGUGUGUGUGUGUGUGUGAUAACCUGAACAGGAUAUCUUCACAGAUGGGUUAAGAACAGGGUUCUUUGAAUAAAUGAAGGCUGUGGACUAAAAGCUUCCUUCCAAAUCCACAUGCUGAGGUCUAAAUCCCCACUGUAAUAGUCCCCACAAGUGGAAUAUUCCAGAAGUGACCAAGUCCUGAGGACAGAACCCUUGUGAAGCGGCUUUGAGUGUUCAUGAACAGAGACCUACAUGAGAGGAUCAGAUGGGAGAGAGAGGGGGAAAUGAUAUAAAUAUAGAACUUGCAUUGGGAAUUCUCAAACAAUGUGUAGUUCAUAAUAAAUAGGGGUCUCAACUGAGAACACAAGAAACUGAGUUCAGUCGCCAGAACUCAAAAGAAGUCUGGCACGGGGAUUCAUGUUUGAAAUCCGGUCUGGGCAGGUUGAGGCAGGCAGGUCCCUGGGGAUUGCAGACCAGUCAGUCGAGUCCAUUCAGUGAAUUCCAGGCCAGUGAAAGAAUCUGCUCAAAAUAAAAAAAAAAAAAAAAAGAGGAUGGCAUGUGAGGAGUGGAAAGCAAGGUUAUAUUCUGCCUUCCACAUGUGCAUGCAUGCAAGGACGCACCUAUGAACACACACAGACAUAAAAGACACGAGACACAAAGUUGCUCCUCUUUGCAAGAAUGUAACACAAGGGUCACGCAGAGGCCAGGAACCACGCCACACACCGGAUCUGUGCCUUGAUCCAGACCUUCUCAGUCUGUGAGCAAUAAAUGUGUUUCGUUUAAAUCACCCACUUUAUAGUAUUCCUGGUGUAGCAGCCCAGGCUGGCUGAGACAAGAAAGCCUCCACUGCACAAGCUUUCACCUUUAUUCGGGCUACCCAGAAUACACAAAAGUGACACUGUUGUUAAAAUCUGAAAGACUCAUGGAAGCCUGAGGACAUGAUCCAGCUAAAAUAAACAGCAAAUACAAUAACACAGCUAACCAAAUACUUAGAGAUGCAACGUUAAAUAUUUAUUUUAGCCUGUUUUAAAGAAGUGGGGUACAGAUUGUUCACAUCUCAAGAGACUUUGUUUCUUGAAAGUUUGUAAGAAAACGAUGUCGAAAAACAAACAGCAUAGUAUGUUUAUUUUUUAAGGGAAAAUAGAAUCAGGGCUACUGAAAAUAAAACUUGAUAAUUCUAACCGCACUGCUUUGUUUGUCGAAAUUUCUGCAUUUCAGUCCCAAACACAAAUGUUCUUGUGUCAGUGGUUGGCCAUAUAUAUAUGAGAGUGGUCCUGUAAGAUUGUAAUAGAAUUGAAAAUUCUAUUGCCCAGUAUCGUUUUUAAUGUCUAAAUGUGUCUAUAUACACAAAUAUUUACCAUUGUGUUGUAGUUGCUUAAAGGAUCCAUAGUUAUAGCUAUCUAUAUGCGUUUGUAUUCUAAAAGCAAUGGGGUAUGCCAUGUUCCAUUGGUGAAUAAUAAACAAUGCCAUCUAGAA
Molecule: messenger RNA, 7802 nt
Organism: Meriones unguiculatus (Mongolian gerbil)
Lineage: Eukaryota; Metazoa; Chordata; Mammalia; Rodentia; Muridae
Gene: Itih5
Product: inter-alpha-trypsin inhibitor heavy chain 5
Exons: 14
Coding region: 101-2959 (952 amino acids)
Biological process (GO): hyaluronan metabolic process
Molecular function (GO): serine-type endopeptidase inhibitor activity
Source: RefSeq, a predicted model, not a curated record